This is a messenger RNA of Pomacea canaliculata, 2477 nucleotides long. RefSeq names its product carbohydrate sulfotransferase 15-like. Gene Ontology annotation, biological process: hexose biosynthetic process. Gene Ontology annotation, molecular function: N-acetylgalactosamine 4-sulfate 6-O-sulfotransferase activity. NCBI's taxonomy places the organism in Eukaryota, Metazoa, Mollusca, Gastropoda, Architaenioglossa, Ampullariidae. The record is from RefSeq and is a predicted model, not a curated record. Bases 1348 to 2406 code for a protein of 352 amino acids. The transcript is spliced from 12 exons.
CCCUUAAUUAACCGAUUACAUCUUGUCGAUCGGGUGUUAGAAGGCGGGGUACACACGAUGGUGAGGAGAGAAGUCUAUAUAAUCGCUCCCCACCCGUUUGAACGCCUUCGCCAUACCCUGAUUUGCACGUCAUGCAGGCAGGUAGGCAACCACAAUGACUGUCAUGUGGGGAGGCAGUCAGGAAGCAUAUGGGAAAACAGACAGGAAAUCAGGUAAACUGCUCAGCAGUCACGCAGGCACGCUAGCAGACAGACAGGUUACGGACAUGAGAAGCGACGGAUGGGUAUGAGGGGUUUAAAGGGAGAGAAUGGGCAACUUAUUUCGUUUUUUAUUUUUAUUUAUUUUUUAUAUAUAUUUCUUACAUAUUUUUUUUUUUGAAUGGGCAACUUAUUUACAAGACAGACUUGUAGAAAGGUUAACAGAAGAAGAAGAAGGAUGUGACACAAGAUAAUAGACACACUAGAUAGGAAUCGAGAUAUAAACACACGCAUGCACGUACACGCAAACAAAGGGAUAAUCAUGAUUUCAGAUAGAGCUAAGCACAAGAUAAAAAUAAAUAAAUAAACGUGUGUGUGUAUAUAUAUAUACAAAUGAAAUCCAAAUGAAAAUGUAAUGUUGAUACUUUAUUUUAAGACUCGAACCAAAUCCAGAACAGCCUCCUACAAAGGUCACCCCCGCAUCGACCAUCGACCUACACAGGGACACAAGGCAGGUUGGUGCGACUUGGAUCCUGUUUAUCAACAGCAAACUGCGAAUAACUUCUGUCACCUAUAUAGUCGUCCGCCUGCAGUGGCCUCCCCUUCCGCUGCUCUCUAGUUUUCUUCCGACCGAGAAGUUACCCGUCCUGCGGGCUUCUGUGCGCCAUUAAGAGCUCCCCCCUCCGACUUGCUGAUUGGAAGAAACUUUUACCAUCGUCACAGUUUCAGCUGAUUUUCGAUUCAUCAAGGUUGUGAAGGUGUCACCGAAGAGGAUGUACUCGAUGUUCCCACGUUACCUCGUCGUCAUUACGACCAUCUCCAUCUUCCUUGUGCCUCAUCAACAUUCAUCUGGAGGGAAGCAUGACCCACAAACCACGCGCAGUCUCCGAGGUGUAUCGCCCGCUUGGGCUUGCGGCUGAUGUGAUGACGUCAGAGAAGAUGGCGAUUCCAAACCUUAUGCGGAAGUUACCUGAUAUUAGUAAACACAGGUCUGACUAUAAAAGGAGGGAAAACAGCGAACAGGCUUAUAAAGAAGCGGUGACUCCAAAACGUCCCCCAUUGCGAAAGGACUCCGAUAUUUAUCCCCCCUGGUGGCUGCAGUCGUAUCCGCAGUCAGCCGUGUCCAGCCGCCGAGGGGUGUUCACUGGGGAUGAGCCCCUGUUCCCGCCAUGCCCCGAGAGAAGACCGGCAAGUUCAAAGACACUUACGUCAGGGAGGUAAUGAGGAACCCCGACAGUACCUUAACAGCACCAAGAAUCCAUGCUGGUUCGACAACUCCACGUACCCGAACCUGCUUUGUCUCCCUUACUUCUACGUGGCUGGCGUUGCCAAGUCGGGUACGUCUGACCUUUUUCGCCGCAUUGCCCUCCACCCGGACGUCAUGGAAGGCAUGAAGAAAGAAUAUCACUGGUGGGACUAUGGCCGGUACAUGGAAGGAGGCAACAUACCCCUCGCGGAUUACGCAAGAAUGGUUACCGGAGAACAGGGUUCAAAGACUGUCGAAAGUGAAAUUUUGACGAAAGGAACAUCAGAUAAAAUAUUUGGUGACAGAUCGACAUCCAUUUUUCGGGACGUCCACCGCUGGAGGUUUCUCGAUGGCAACCGAGGUUGUCAAGAACCGCGUGUUUUGAUUGGGCACCACAUUCGGCACGUGACCCCUAUGGCACGAAUAAUUCUUUCCUUUCGUCAUCCCACAUACAGACUUUACUCUCGAUUCCUGGCGCGCAUCCCGGAGCUCAAGCGAGGCAGCUCAGUCACGUUCCACAAGCUGGUGGUGAAGGCAGUGAGACUGUACAGGGACUGCUUCGCACGCUUGUCCUUGCGGCACUGCGCCUACAACGAAACACUGUUCGAGUCCACAGGGGUUCGGCUUGUAGGAGGGAUGUACUCCAUCUUCCUGGAGGACUGGCUGAGGAUUUUCCCACGGAGUCACAUCUAUGUCAUGCGUUACGAAGACUACGCAACGGACAUGUUGACAGAAAUCAACAAAAUCUACGCCUUUCUACAUCUAGCGAAGCUGAACGGAACUGUCAUGAAAGGAGUCCUUGACGACGUGAAGCUGAAGGCGGGGAUCCUCUACGAGAAAGUCGGACCGAUGAUGCCGGAGACGAUGGACAUUCUCAACGACUUUUAUGAGCCGUUCAUGGAGAACCUGGCCGACAUUCUUCAGGACGAGCGGUUCUUGUGGCGCGACAUGGAAAUACCGUGACCUAUGACCCCAAAACAAUUUGCAGGAUUGAACUUUGAACUUAGGAAUAAAUGUGUGUGUUGAUGGAAAGA